Molecule: messenger RNA, 546 nt
Organism: Sparassis crispa
Lineage: Eukaryota; Fungi; Basidiomycota; Agaricomycetes; Polyporales; Sparassidaceae
Exons: 1
Coding region: 1-546 (181 amino acids)
Source: RefSeq, a predicted model, not a curated record
AUGGAUUGGAAUAGGUUGAAGGGAUGGCUGAAAGGCAAGUACGACUCACCGCUAAGAGUCGAGAGCCUGCGUAACGAGCUACGCAAUUUGAUGUUCAAAGGAAACCUCGCGCGCUAUAGCGAGAACUUCCGAAUGUACGAGAGUCAAAUCCCUGCACAGGAGAUGACAUUUGGUGACUGCCUUUCCCAUUUUCUUAGUCAUUUGCCUGCCGAUAGUGCUAGGGAUUUACGACGCGAGAAGCCGAAGAACACGAAGGAGAUGUAUUACAACGCGCGUGAACUUGAUCGCCUUUCAAAUCUCCACCGUGGUUCUCAAAAUCAUUCCUCGGUGUCGUCUAACAAGAAGCCGAAGCACCUCUUUCAUAGGGGCCCACCACGCUCCUCUGCUUUUAGUAAUGGCUCUGCGAUGCCAUCUAUUUCGCCUACUCCAGUCAUGCCGUCUGCACUGUCCAAUUCGGGACCUGUACCUAUGGAGCUCGAUGCAAUGCAGCAAAUGCCGAGAGGAAGCAACAUGCCAAAUACUCGGGUUACAUUGCUUCAAUUGUAA